Messenger RNA from Linum trigynum, 5674 nucleotides. Lineage: Eukaryota; Viridiplantae; Streptophyta; Magnoliopsida; Malpighiales; Linaceae. The record is from the annotation of a GenBank genome assembly.
CUCACUUAAUGAUAAUGUAAUGGUAUAUUGGUUAUUUUAGUUAACCAAUUAACCAGACCGAUUAAACUUUAGUUUGGUUAAUUUGGUUGUUGUAUUAGUUUGGACAAUUUGAUUAUGAUAUUGUAUUUCAUAAUUAAUAAAAUUUAUCCUUAUUUAGUUCGAUAAUUACCAUGGUAACCACUAGAACGGAGGUUGAGAUCUCAUGGAAGCCCCCACCUCCCGAGUGGGUUACUCUCAAUUUAGACGGCUCCGUCAUUCCUGAGUCAGGUCAUGCAGCUGCAGGUGGCCUGAUUCGAGAUCACACAGGAUGCUGCCUUGCAGCAUUCGCUUGUAACUUGGGUGUUUGUUCUAUAACCUGAGUAGAAUUGAGAGGCGCUGUUGAAGGUCUUCAGCUGGCCUGGGAGCGGGGUUUUCGACGGAUUCGGGUAGAGCUCGAUUCACAAUGUGCGGUUCAGCUGCUACAGAACCCAGAUCGCACAGAUCACCACCAUGCUGCCAUCAUCGACCGUUUUUAGGAUUUGCUUGCCCGUGAUUGGGAAGUUUCUAUCUACCACAUUUACGGGGAGGGAGAUAAGUGUGUGGAUGCUCUAGCUAGCCAGGGUCACUCUCUACCUUUGGGUUUUCAUCUUGUUCUAGUUUCAGAUCCUGUACUAUCCUUUUGUAUCUUGUAUGACUGUCAAGGCAUUUCUGAGCCUCGUCCUGUUGUAAAUGAAAGCUGGGAUGCAUCGCAUCCAUUUAUAAAAAAAAAACUCUGAUCAAUGUAUGGUUUCCGUAUCAAAUAUCAAUACGUUGUGAAAUGGGCUUCAAGCCCGAAAGUCAUUGGGCUGCGGAGGAAUGAAUUUGUAGACAACGGCCCGUCUCUCUCCGACGACUGUCUCGGCUUCCUCAGGACAAGAAUUCAAAUUUUUGGCGAAGGCGAAGACGAAGGAAAGGGAAAUAAAAUGGAUGAAUGAAAGGAACUAACCAACGGGAAAUUUUUCGCCGACUAGAUUAAUAACGAUAUAAAAGCCAAGAGAAAAAUUCCUCAAAUUCUUUUCCGAAGCUCCUCUUCAGUACGCUCUACUUUGCUCUUCGAUCGACCGAGCGACUUUGGCUUUGAGUCUUCCUUGCUUGCUUCACAACCUAGCAAAACCCUAAUUAAGAUCAAGCUCACCUGCCUCCUCCAGAUUAACCCUAAUUGCUUGAUUCCGGCCGCCCCGUCGAUUCCAUGCCGGCGGCGGCUUUGGAUAUCGGCUCCAGGAUGACUACUCCCCGCGACGCCGCCGACAACCUCUUCGGUCCCGGCCUCAGUUUCGAUUUCGGCCCGAUCCCUUCCGCGGAUCCCAAAAGCUUGUUUGCUUCCGGUGGCGGUGGUGGUGCAAGUCAGUUGGAGAGUGAUUUGGCGACGAAGAACAGCUCGGGUGUUGGUGCUGCUGAAUCGGGGCGGACCCGGCCCAGGCUGGUGAAGGUAAGGAGGCAAAUCAAUGGGCGGGCCAAGGUGGCGUCCAAUGGUACGGGGUUUAACCCGUUCAGUAGUUCCGAUGCGAUUUCUGCGAAAGAUGUGUCGAAUGGGAUUGAUUGUUCGAGUUCAAGUACGAGUGCGGGUUAUGUGUUUGUAGCUCCUCAAUCCAGCUGGAAUGAUGCUCUGAAGUUUAAUUAUGGGGAGAAGGAAGAAGACUCCGGUUGUGAAAUGAAGCCUAUUAGAUGUGAGAACGCGAGUUCUGUGUCUGAAGCUGCCGAGAAGAAGCAAGCAAAUGAUGGGGAUAAAUUUGAUGGCGGUUUUGAUUUCCUCAACUUAGGGUCUCAAGGUUCUGGGUUCGUUUUCGGAACUGCAAAGGCUCAGUCUGGCAACAUGGUUUUUCCCGCUGCAAAUUUUGUUUUUAGCAAGGAUUCCUUGGAUCCAGCAUCGAGUUCGAACGGGCAAAAUAAUCAAUCUGCUGAGACUCCCCAAACUUCAGCUUCAGAUGAUUCAGCAGGGAUUAGACCUGCGAAUGUAGCAGGAUAUACCAUUUCUAUUGGCGAUGGAGUGUUUCCAUCUGAUACUAGUAGUGAGAAAGCUUCCACAUCAUAUGGAUGCACAGUUAGAAACGUUAGGAAUGAGGAACAGGUGAGUGGUGUAUCUUUCCAACCCCUCAGUGGUAAAGCAUCAUAUAAGGAUGUUGAAAAUUCAGAUAGUGCUGUUAGAAUGAAUCCUGUGGCUGAUCUCCCGGAUAAACUGGAAAAGUUGAACAUUGAUGAAUCCAAGGGUCUUGAUGGUGCCGAUAAGAAUCCAUGUACAAAUGACGUUCCUUCUUUUGCAUUCAAAAGUGGGAAAGUUGCUAUGUCUUCUUCUGCUAGUUGUGUGAAUGCUAAUAUUCAUGAAGGGAAUCCAGCAGAGGCUGCAGGUGUUGAGGAUACUGACAGUGAAAAUUUAGGAUUAUACAAAGAGCAGAAUCAUGGGAUGUCUGGUGCUUCAACUGGCUGUCCUAUUUCUGAUUCUUUCACUGUGCCGUCAGGAAUCACAAGUACCGCUUUUGAAGGUGGAUUAGAGCAGGAUCAAGUUAAUGGUGUUGCAGAGUUAAGCCAAGCUGGUACAAAAUCUUCAGUGUCAUGGGUCGGAAUCGGCUCUGGUGAUUCAGAGGCAGCUGGUGUUAUGCCUGAAAGAGGUGAAAAUUAUUCAUGUUCUACAAGUGCUUCUGAGGGCUUAGAGGUCCCAGUUACAGAAUUCAGAACACCAGAAUGGGAUCCUUCUUGUUUGAAAGCAAGCUUAUUUCCUGAAUUGAAUAAUAAACCGAGUCCUACUUCAAAGACUAGAUUGAGAAGGGAUAAGAAGUCGAAGCCAACUAAGGGGAGGAUGAAGCAUCCAUCCCAGAAUAUUCUCUUCUCUAAGGAAGGUCAUUUGAAAAACGGGGAUAGCCCCCAAGUGAAUAUGAAAUCCCCACAAACUUACUCGCCCAUGGAUUUUUCACCAUAUGAUGGCAAUGCAACAGGAAGGCAAUAUUCUUUGAGGGAUCCGGUAGAAUCAAAUGACUGUGACAAACACUCAACCGUCAAUGCUGCUGGACAUGGAGUAGGAGUAAAUAACUGCCAAGAUCAUGGUAAAUCGCUAGCGGAAAAUGCAGGGAUUUAUGGUUUUCAUUCUGAAAGGUGUUUUCCGUCAACUGAUUUUUCUUUGGGGAUGGGAAUGAGCCUCACUGGUUCGACUUCUGAGCCAGCCCAUAGUAACAGCAGUAGUUGCUUGGUUCCAGGCAGUUUAAACAUGGACAACAGUAGUCAGCAGGCUCAGUUUUGUUUUGCUUCUGAAUCAGAGGAAACGAAAAUAGCAAGAUUCUCAUUUUCUGCUGGGUGUUCCGCGAGUGGUUUACUAGAAAAGAAGCAUCGAUAUAGAAAGAAAAAUGGGAGGAAAACCAGUGGAUCAAUUGGCAAUUCAACAAGUCCGAAUGCCAAGUCUCGUUCAUCUUCUGUUCAGAAUUUUACCCAUGACACAACGACCUCAUCCUUUGACAGUACACAAGACAGAACUGGACAUUUGUCUUCCCAAGGUAUCACGGGGAACGAGUCCGAGUUCAGGGAUCAUUUAUCACGGCCUUUUGUACCGCCCACUGUUGCGAUUGUUGGAGCAUGCGAAGCAUGGCGACUCAGGGGAAAUCAAGCUUAUAGGGAUGGGGAGCUCUCAAGGGCAGAGGAUUUCUACUCACAAGGGAUAAAUUCUGUGCCUUCGUCUGAGUUGUUAGCGUGCCUUGAGCCUCUUGUUAUUUGCUAUAGCAACCGUGCAGCGGCACGGAUGUCCCUUGGAAACAUCAGGGAAGCGUUGCAAGACUGUUUGAUGGCUGCUUCUUUGGAUCCCAGCUUUCUCAAAGUUCAAAUAAGAGCUGCCAAUUGUUAUCUUUUGCUGGGAGAAGUUGAAGAUGCUCUGCUGUGUUUCAAUAAAUGCCUGGAAACUAGCAAUGGUGUUUGUUUGGAUAGAAGAAUCACUAUAGAAGCAGCUGAGGGGGUGCAUAAGGCUAAGAAAGUUGCUGACUGUAUAGAUCGUUCCAAUGAGCUAUUGGAACAAAAAACACCUGAUACUUCAUCUACUGCACUAGAGAGCAUUGAUGACGCUUUAUCAAUUAGUCCAUACUCGGAAAGGUUGCUAGAAAUGAAAGCAGAAUUUAUGUUCAAGUUAAGGAAAUAUGAAGAGGUGAUUAAGUUUUGUGAGCAGACUCUCCCUGCUGGUGAAACAAAAAUCGAUGGCUUUGGCAAUGAUAGCCAAUCAGUCAAUACUAUAAGCUCUCAAAGUCAAAGCUGUUCUGUCUCAAGGCUAUGGAGGUGGCGAUCAAUAUCAAAAUCCUACUUCAAUUUGGGGAAGCUUGAUGAUGCUGUUGAUUUACUUGGGAAGAUAGAGAAGAUGGGACCCUUCAGCGACAAAUAUGCAAGUCGGCUAUUCGAGUCAUCAAUCUCAGUUUUAGCCACCAUUCGUGAUCUAUUGCAGCAUAAGACUGCAGGGAAUGAAGCAUUCCGGUCUGGAAAUUACAAAGAAGCAGUCGAGCAGUAUUCAGCUGCUUUAUCAAGCAACAUUGAAUCACGCCCCUUUGCUGCUAUCUGUUUCUGUAACCGUGCUGCUGCAUACCAAGCUAUGGGUCAGAUAGCUGAUGCCAUUGCGGACUGCAGUCUGUCAGUAGCCCUUGAUGGAAAUUACUCGAAGGCGGUUUCAAGAAGAGCCACUUUGCACGAGAUGAUCAGAGACUAUGGACAAGCAGCAAGUGAUCUUCAGAGAUUUAUUACCAUUCGAGAAAAUAGACCUGAUGUUGGGCAGUCCAGUACGCCACGUAGAUCCACCAGCGGCUCAAAAGAGCUAAAGCAGUAUCGCAGGAAAUUAUCCUCAAUGGAAGAAGAAGCAAAGAAAGGAACCACGAUGGAUUUAUACCGGAUACUGGGCGUCAAAGAAUCUGAUUCAGCAGCCGAUAUUAAGAAGGCAUACCGGAAAGCAGCACUGAGACAUCAUCCAGACAAGGCUGGCCAGUUGCUUGCAAGAAGUGAAAGUGGCGAUGGGCUUUGGAAGGAAAUAGUUGAUAAGGUCCAUGUGGAUGCUGACCGACUGUUCAAAAUGAUUGGAGAAGCAUACGCUGUUCUCUCGGACUCAGAUAAGCGAUCAAAGUAUGAUCAUGAAGAGGAUAUCAGAAAGUUGUCCAAAGAAAAUCAGGGGAACAGCUCUAACAGAAGAACUGCUGACCACAGCAGCUCCACAUACAGCUCUCCUUUCAGCUCUGCAUACACUCCAUUCGGGAAGAGCGAGUAUCGACGGAGUAACAGACAACAAGACUCUUGGAGGACAUAUGGUUAUUCAUAUUCUCGAUGGUAGACCAUCAUUGUCCCCAACUGAAAGAGCAAGCAUUAAUCAUUUUUCACCAAUGUGUGGUUGACUCGGAAUUGCUCACGGCAAACCAGGCAUCUAAGCGUUGGGUUUUGUGCAUCUUGGUUCGAUCAGAAUAUGAGACGACCCCCUCAAUAAUCUGAAUUCACACACUGCAUUGCAGUCAGGAAGAGGAUGAUUGAAGGUUCAGGACUUUAGGUGCAUUAACAAAAAGAAUGCAGAGAAAAGCAUAAGCAGGCUACUGUUUAUUAUGAGGGAAGAGUUUGUGCUCGAAUGCUUUCUGUAUCUUGUAUAACCUCAUUUUGGACAAAACAUAUUCUCGAUUAGUUAUCGAUAUGCGAUUAAUAAUACUUGAUGAGCAGC